AUGGCACCCAAGAAUCAGGCAUACCCUUUCUGGAUCGGCGGAGCGGCUGCGUCGAUGGCUGCGUGCUGUACCCACCCUCUGGAUGUCAUGCGAGUCCCAGAAGACAACCUUCGUCCGCUCUAUCAAGGAUGUCCUGCAAACAGCUGGUAUGUUACGCUGCGCUGCUCGCCGAUACUGGCUGACGCUGCAGGUGUCCGAGGGUUAUAUACCGGUCUCACAGCUUCUAUAUUCCGUCAAAUGACAUACUCUAUCGUCCGACUAGGGGCUUAUGACAAGCUCAAGACGGAGAUGGCCAAGGGUGGGAAGAAGCUAUCUACAUUGGAUAUGGUCAUGUGCGCGAGUGGGGCUGGAGCUCUGGGUGGUCUCGCCGGUAACCCAGCAGAUAUCAUCCUGGUCCGUAUGGUAGCAGAUCCCACGAAACCAGCAGAACAGCGGGUCAACUAUAGUAAUGCCCUCCAAGGGGUUUAUAGAAUGGUGAAAGAUGAGGGAGGCUCCAGUCUGAUCCGUGGACUAGCGCCAAAUACGGUCCGAGCUAUCUUGAUGACCGCAUCCCAACUAGUCUCAUACGAUUUCUUCAAGGACGCGCUGCUCUCCGCCAACAUCCUCUCCGAAGGCAUGCCUCUUCACUUCACCGCCUCUGCCGCCGCCGGCACUAUCGCUACCACGAUCUGCGCGCCUGCCGACGUGCUCAAGAGCCGAGUGAUGAAUCAGAAGGGCGCUGGACAGGGCGUAAUGUCGAUUUUGACGGAAUCUUUGCGGACGGAGGGUCCUCGAUUCCUGUUCAGGGGAUGGCUGCCAGCUUGGAUCCGUCUCACACCAAAUACGAUCUGCAUGUUUGUGUUCUUGGAGCAGAUUCGCAAGGGGAUCGACUAUAUCCGGGAUGACCGGACAAUCGGAGAGGUCACGAAGGACCGCUAG
Dioszegia hungarica is the source of this 918-nucleotide messenger RNA. RefSeq names its product mitochondrial carrier. Bases 1 to 918 code for a protein of 305 amino acids. Gene Ontology annotation, biological process: malate transmembrane transport; thiosulfate transport; oxaloacetate transport. Lineage: Eukaryota; Fungi; Basidiomycota; Tremellomycetes; Tremellales; Bulleribasidiaceae. The record is from RefSeq and is a predicted model, not a curated record. Gene Ontology annotation, cellular component: mitochondrial membrane. Gene Ontology annotation, molecular function: oxaloacetate transmembrane transporter activity; antiporter activity; malate transmembrane transporter activity. The transcript is spliced from 7 exons.